UGUCCUCACUGUGUGCAACCAACUGUGAGUGACCUUCUGAGGUCUCCGGUCCACAUAAAAAUUCCAUUUUUGAAGUGUUGGUUUUAGUGGUGUAGUUUUGUGCUUAGCCUAAUGGGAGGCUGACCCAGUUAGCCUUAGAGGACAUGGGAAAGUACAUCAGGAGUGGAAGGAAGGGACUUUUGGGACAAAGCAUUGUUUGAAUUUUGUGUGAGGGAGUUCCUUUAUUUUCAUCCUGGAAAAAAAAAAAAAAUGUGGGAUUAAUUUUAAUUUACAUGAUGAUGUGGGUCCCUGCCCAUUAACUCAGGGCUGGCCCCUGGCAGCCUUGAGACUUGGCCUUGGUGGAGCUGCGCAUGCAGCCACUUGGUCCCCAGGACACACUGAGAGUGUUGUCACCAUGUCCCUGGGAGAUGUUCCUCCCGGUGACCCUGCACUGUGCUCAGCUUAACCCUCUGCUGAGCAGCAGUUGCAUCACUUAGGCACCUAAUCCCAUUUAUAAACCAAGAUACCAAUUAUAAGAUGUCAAUAAAUUUUCAGAACCCUACAGUGGAAAGGCCUAUUAUUAGGUCAUCUAGGAUAUAGUUCCGUCAGUGCAGGGUUAUUCAAUUAACUGGAAUACAAGUCAUUAGUAUGGGCUUUUCUUCCUUUUUUUUUUUUUUUUUUUUUUUUUUUAAUUGCUACUACCAGAGCAAUGAUUUAAGGCAUUUCUGAAUUUCAUUGGCACUUCCUUUCACUGCUCAUGGUCAAAUACUAGGCCUCAGGCAUGUGAUGGUGUCCUCCUGCUAUCUGCAGCAGCAUCAAAUCCUGUCCCGAGAGCCUGUUUCUGGGAGGAAUAAACGCACAUAGACCUCCUCUCCUUUCUUGUGCCGUGUUGCAUUGUUACAGGUAGCUCGGAAGUGCUGUGUAAUGGUGUGGAUUUCCCAGUUUUUCCACUGUGUUUUUCUCCAACGCAUGGGAGCUGUUUCGGAAAGCAGUGACCUAGUCACGGUGCCAGGGCCUCAGUGAAUUCACGACCUCGUGCCUCUCAGUUUUUCCUGUUUUCUGCUGAUGUGCUGUGGAAAUUGGAAUAAUGUGUUCAGCCUGCAGGCAAAACCUUCCAGCCCUGCUGUCUUACAGCAGUGUUUCCCAGAUGGAAACAUUUCUCCUACUUUAUCUGAAUAUACCUGCCAGCCUGUGAGGUGUGGGAUGUGCCUGGUGUGUUAUGUGCCUGAUGGGUGAAUACUCACCCCAUGUGCCCAUCCGUUCUGGUGCCUUCUGCUUCCCCCAGGCUUUCAUUUCACUCCUGCUCUUCCCAUUCUCCUUCCCCAGGCUGGCUGCCUGCCCUUUGGGAAAACCUUCGUGUCCCUUGGUGUGGCGGGCGGCUUGAUGUGUCGGGGGAGCUCCAAGAGCUGCCCGAGUCCUGAGCAGUGAAACUUUGUUUUUUCAAAGUCACAUUGACCUGAGUGCUGCAGCAAACGUGUAUGGUGUCUGCUGCCGUUGUUUCGCAUGAGGGAGCUGCAGUCAAAUAUUAAAAAGGCAGCAAGAGCAUUAAAUUAUUCGGCAAUGGAACAUUGUCAUUCCUCCAUAAAACUAUUUUGACCUGUAGUUUUCUAUGGAGUCCAUUGCUCUUAAAUGUGCAAUGAGAAAGGAAAUUAAAAAUUAAUCUUUAUUUCCAUCUCAGAAGAAAACCUUAAUUCUCUGCAUUGAAAUUAUACUCGUAAUCCAGGGUAAUAAAUUAUAGUUUUUAAUUGCAGCUAGUCACAGCCAAUCAAACGGAGACGUCUCUCUUUCUCUCGCUUGCUUUAACUUUGCUAUGCAGAAGAUUUCUUGGAGUGCUGGGAAAAAAAAUCACGUACAUUGACCCAGGCUCUUAAUAUCGUGCAGAAUAAGCCCUGGACAUGCUACAGCAAUAAGGCUCUGCUCUUUUCUGGCACCCUUGAGCCAAUGACCCGAAAGUACCUUAUGGGCAGUGAUUGCGCCAUACAGCCAGGCACAGGGAAAUGGGCAAAUUCUGCCAUGUCCCCGUGGAGAAGGUGGUGUAGCAUCUUGUUCAAGGUUACGUACCAUGAGUCAGGGUUGAGCUAGGAACAAAAUUUAGAUCCUGGUUCAACUGUUUUUGACUAUCAGACACCACUCCUCCUCUGAGCAGGGACUAGGAGCCAGCAUGCCCUGCUCUGGCCCACUGCCCAAGCACCUGAGCUCUGAUACCUCUUCUAACAAAAAGAACAGGUAUCUACUCAUAAUGCAGUGUAAAACAGUUGCUGAGCCUGUUCUCCUAGCUGUUGAUACUGCAGAACAGCAUAUUCAGCCUGCUGCUGAGCCCCAUUCAGCUGAUGUGCCUCGAGGAGAGCAAGGAGAAAAGGAAGUAAAUCUGCAAGGCAGGAUGGCCUCGGAACUGGGAUCACGGGCAGCUCUCCGACUCCACGUGGCUGUGCCAUCCCCUGGGAUGGGAUCUCCUGCUGCCCUGGCCACUGGGGACCUUGCAGGGGACAUGGAGGCGCUGGCUGUCACGGCACCAGAAGCAGCACAGAAGGAUGUAGCAGGAUCACAAGCAGAGGUGGAUGCCUUAAAAGCAGCAGCAGCAGUGAGAGGGGAGAUGGAAAGUCUGAAGGGAAGCUCCAGUGGAAACGUGGUCAACCCUGAUGGAGCAGCGGUGGAAGGAUCAGAAAACCCAGAGGCAGACAGAGUCGCUGAAGCAUUUGCCCAAGCAGUAGAAAGAAUAGCGAAAGCAGAAGUAACCAAGGUGUUGCAAUCAGCAAUAGCUGAGCUCAAAGAAAAGAAGAGGAGCGUGUGGCUAAAGCAGAGGAACACCAUCCAAACGGAGGAGGAGGACUGGGUAAAAGAGGGGGAGAUGAUAUGAGGUGGUGGAGACGUGGCAUUGUGGGUUGUACCCGAAGGGGGGCUGGUGCCCUGAUACUGAGUGCUAUGGUCACUCCUGAAAUGCAGGAGGGCUGUCCAUUAUGUCUUCUUUGUGAGUGUCCAUACUAUUAAAAAAUAAAGAGAUGCCAUAUUUGAA
This is a messenger RNA of Anas platyrhynchos (mallard), 2992 nucleotides long. RefSeq lists its product as uncharacterized. Lineage: Eukaryota; Metazoa; Chordata; Aves; Anseriformes; Anatidae. The record is from RefSeq and is a predicted model, not a curated record.